CACUCUGAAAUAAGUUUACAUUUGUGAAAACUGACAACGAUUUACGUUUUAUCACAUUUAAAGAUCUUGUUUUACUCCGGAAGAAAUGUGUGUGAGGUCCUUAUAUUUCCGUGUCUGGGGAGAUAAGUAGUGUGAUUUCAGCGUCUGUCUUGAACACUUAAAAAAUGCAGGACCCUGACGCAGAUACCGAGUGGAAUGACAUCCUGAGGAAGAAGGGGAUCCUUCCUCCCAAGGAGAAAACUCAGGAUGAGGUUGAUGAGGACGCUCUAGAGCAGCAGAUUCUUCUUCAGCAAGAAUCUGUUGUAAAAACCUAUGAGAGUAUGACUCUGGACCAGCUGGAUGAGAACGAGGAUGACUUCAGUGAAGAGGAUGAGGCCGCCAUCGAGAUUUACAGGCAAAAGAGGCUUGCAGAAUGGAAAGCCACCCAGAUAAAGAAUUGCUUUGGAGAAGUAGUGGAGAUUUCUGGGCAGGACUACAUCAAGGAGGUGAACAAAGCUGGAGAGGGCAUCUGGGUUGUGCUGCAUCUCUACAAACAGGGAAUUCCUCUGUGCACCCUGAUAAACCAGCAUCUGUCGGAGAUGGCCAGGAAAUUCCCCCAGACCAAGUUCCUCAAAUCCAUCUCCACCACAUGCAUCCCCAACUACCCUGACCACAACUUACCCACCAUCUUUGUCUACCACGAGGGAGAGAUGAAGGCACAGUACAUCGGGCCUCUGGUCUUUGGGGGCAUGAACCUCAAAGUUGAGGAGCUGGAGUGGAGGUUAUCAGAAUCUGGUGCUGUCAAGACAGACCUGGAAGAAAACCCCAAGAAGCAGAUUGAAGACAAGCUGAUGUCGUCGAUCCGAUCCACUCUCCCCACACGGAAAGACAGUGACUCCGAAGAGGACUAGCCGCGUAACACCAAAUAACAUUACUCUUAACGCUCAACCAUCACUGUGUGUGAGGAUGGCUCUCUCCUGUGGUGAUGUGGUGAACUGCACACCUCUCCCACUCUCUAUGCUACCUCAGUCAGCAGAGAGGCUCCAUCAGAGUACUAUGCCUCCCCGGUUGAAAGAUCUCUUAUGUUACGAGAUCAUUCUCCUAAAUCAAUCUGAACUUGUGUUUUUACACAACAUUUGGUUGAAGAUUGUCCUUUUUUUAUUUAACAUAUACGUUUCAUAAUAAAUGACAAUAUAAAUUAAUACAUUUGUAAUUGUUUAAAUUAAAUGUAAGUAGCCAUUCACCCAUGCCAUAAUUAGUUGACGCUUUUUAUAGUGUUCAGCCUGAUCUGUGUAACCAUCACAUAAAGGGCUCCUUUGAUGUA
This is a messenger RNA of Oncorhynchus gorbuscha (pink salmon), 1303 nucleotides long. RefSeq names its product phosducin-like protein 3. Gene Ontology annotation, cellular component: cytoplasm. NCBI's taxonomy places the organism in Eukaryota, Metazoa, Chordata, Actinopteri, Salmoniformes, Salmonidae. The record is from RefSeq and is a predicted model, not a curated record. Gene Ontology annotation, biological process: angiogenesis; protein folding; positive regulation of gene expression. The coding region runs from base 165 to 890 and encodes 241 amino acids. The transcript has 6 exons.